AUGAAUAUUGCAAAGGCACUGGUCAUCGCGUCUCUGCUGCUGCUCGGUCUCACCGGUUACCAGGCGAUGCAGUAUCGGGAGACACUCAGACUGGAGCAGCUGGAGUUCACGGGGCUGCCGGGAAGCCUCUUGCUGAACCUUGUGGUGGCAGCCGUGAUCGGUCUGGUCGGUGGUGUACAGUAUUGGGGCAAUUUCAGCCCGAUCCGCCUAGCUGAUAACCCAAGGCCCAUCCACUUGAGACCCUUGCGACCUGAAUUUAUGGCGUUCACCCACAGGGGUGAAGUGCUCUCAUCCCUCCCUCACAUAAGGGCUGCGGCGUCUGUGCCCACAAUACGCUGA
Molecule: messenger RNA, 339 nt
Organism: Auxenochlorella protothecoides
Lineage: Eukaryota; Viridiplantae; Chlorophyta; Trebouxiophyceae; Chlorellales; Chlorellaceae
Exons: 3
Coding region: 1-339 (112 amino acids)
Source: RefSeq, a predicted model, not a curated record